This is a messenger RNA of Arabidopsis thaliana (thale cress), 2256 nucleotides long. It is a transcript of the gene COL2, whose product is annotated as CONSTANS-like 2. The transcript is spliced from 2 exons. Gene Ontology annotation, molecular function: zinc ion binding. The coding region runs from base 844 to 1887 and encodes 347 amino acids. Lineage: Eukaryota; Viridiplantae; Streptophyta; Magnoliopsida; Brassicales; Brassicaceae. Gene Ontology annotation, cellular component: nucleus. Gene Ontology annotation, biological process: regulation of flower development; regulation of DNA-templated transcription. The record is from RefSeq and is marked reviewed.
GUAAAUAUUCAUUUCAUGAUCUAAUAAUUUCCCAAAAAAUUAAAUUACAAUUUUGGCAAUAUUGUUUCAGUGAACAACUGAAAAACUCAACUUAUCAACAUUACUCCACAAUUCACAAAAAAAAAAAGAUUUAUUUCUUGGUAACUGGAAGUGAUGUUGAUAUAAGCUAAUAUAUAACAUUAUAACUUGUGGCUCAUGAGCAUCCUAAUCUCUUCACUAAAGGCUUAUUUGUCACAUUCUCAUUGGUCACUCUAGAUUCACCACUUUGCCAUGUCAGCUUUUUCUUCUCAUCCACCUGCAAAACAACAUUUAAAACCAAAAUGAGUUUCACUUUUAUGUAUUACUUUGUAUAAUCUUUGGUCACUACCUGAUUACUUACCAUGUAUGUUCCAAUAAGAAAAGUUUCCAUCUUUGCUUAAAAGCAAAAAACUAAAAUACCAAAAGAUUCAAAAAAAAACCAAAACAGUAAAAGUAAAUAGCAAUCUCUGAGAAUCUUAUCCACGUCAGCUCACGGGUCCUACAGAGAAAGCUACAAUAGGAAGAGAUGUUUUCACUUACAGAAGAUUUACUUGGUCUAGAUUUGUUCUCCUUUGUGAAGGUUAUGAGAAAAAAACUUUUUUGAUGAUUCAUGACCUUGUUCAAAACUCAGACAGCCACAAGAUGAUCCAACUACUUUUAACAACCACUAACUCUGCGCCACGUGUAUAUCUCCAAAGAUUCUAUCUUUCCCCUCUCACCACCUAGAUAUAGUCUCAUUAGCCUUCCCUCCUUUCUAAUUACAAUCUCUCCUUUUGCCAACAAUCAUUGCUUAAAAAACACAUACCUUCUUCUUUAGUUAUAAAAAUGUUGAAAGAAGAGAGUAAUGAGAGUGGUACUUGGGCACGAGCAUGUGACACUUGUCGUUCAGCCGCCUGCACUGUCUACUGUGAAGCCGACUCUGCCUACUUGUGCACCACCUGUGAUGCUCGAGUUCACGCAGCCAACCGUGUUGCUUCUCGCCAUGAACGUGUUCGUGUCUGUCAGUCAUGUGAGUCUGCCCCAGCUGCGUUUUUGUGUAAAGCAGACGCUGCGUCUCUUUGUACAGCUUGUGAUGCAGAGAUUCAUUCCGCAAACCCACUAGCUAGACGUCAUCAGCGAGUUCCGAUUCUUCCAUUAUCUGCAAACUCUUGCAGCUCCAUGGCCCCAAGUGAGACUGAUGCUGAUAACGAUGAGGAUGAUCGAGAGGUUGCUUCGUGGUUACUCCCUAAUCCAGGGAAAAACAUCGGUAAUCAGAAUAAUGGGUUCUUGUUUGGUGUUGAGUACCUUGAUCUUGUGGAUUACAGCUCCAGCAUGGACAACCAAUUCGAAGAUAAUCAGUACACUCACUACCAGAGGAGCUUUGGAGGAGAUGGAGUUGUGCCGCUUCAAGUUGAAGAAUCAACAAGUCACCUGCAACAAAGCCAACAAAACUUUCAGUUGGGUAUCAACUAUGGAUUCUCCUCAGGAGCUCACUACAACAACAACUCCUUAAAGGACCUAAACCAUAGCGCAUCCGUUUCAUCAAUGGACAUCAGUGUUGUGCCAGAGUCAACUGCAAGUGACAUAACAGUCCAACACCCAAGAACUACUAAAGAGACGAUAGACCAACUAUCUGGUCCUCCUACUCAGGUGGUGCAACAGCUUACUCCAAUGGAGAGGGAGGCUAGGGUCCUGAGAUACAGAGAGAAGAAGAAGACAAGGAAAUUUGACAAGACAAUAAGAUAUGCUUCAAGAAAGGCAUAUGCAGAGAUAAGACCACGGAUCAAGGGCAGAUUCGCAAAGAGGAUAGAAACUGAAGCUGAGGCUGAAGAAAUCUUCUCAACAUCGCUAAUGUCUGAGACUGGAUAUGGAAUUGUCCCUUCCUUCUAAACUCCUAUGGCGAAGAUAGACUAGAUUGCAUGCUGUAAAUUACUUCUAGUUUGGAUUUCUACAAGUUAUUACUGCAUAUGGGUCCUUAGUUUUGUGACUUUUGUCAAACUAGUACGAGUUUAAUCAGAUAUGUUCCUAUAGCUGCAGUUGUUUAAGCAACAUCUCGCUACAUAAUUGAAUUGGUGAAAUCUUAUCAUAUGGAACAGUGCCUAUCAUAUCUAAUUGAAUUGGUGCCACAUGAAAGAGAUAUGCAUCACUAUGAGUAGCUGUAAGUAGAAAACUAAAAGCGGAUUUCAAGUUGUCACUUCACAAGAAAGACAACGCCUAGUAGGUUCAAAGUAAAUACCUUUCGAUUAUUUUCUGGCUGUA